AUGUCAGGAAGAGGUGGAGUGUCAGGAGGAGGUGCAGUGACAGAAGGAGGUGCAGUGACAGGAGGAGGUGCAGUGACAGGAGGAGGUGCAGUGACAGGAGGAGGUGCAGUGUCAGGAGGAGGUGCAGUGACAGGAGGAGGUGCAGUGUCAGGAGGAGGUGCAGUGUCAGGAGGAGGUGCAGUGACAGGAGGAGGUGCAGUGACAGGAGGAGGUGCAGUGACAGGAGGAGGUGCUGUGACAGGAGGAGGUGCUGUGACAGGAGGAGGUGCUGUGUUGCAGGAUAACUGUGUGCGGACUCCGAACAGCGGUCAGGAAGACGCAGACGGAGACGGGAUCGGAGACCAGUGCGACGAGGACGCGGACGGAGACGGGAUCAAGAACGUGGAGGAUAACUGCCGCCUGGUCCCGAACAAAGACCAGCAGAACUCAGACUCGGACUCGUUCGGAGACGCCUGCGACAACUGUCCCACUGUCCCCAACUCGAGUCAGAGAGACACGGACAACAACGGCCAGGGGGACGCCUGCGACCAGGACACGGACGGGGACGGGAUCCCUAACGUUCUGGAUAACUGCCCGAAGGUUCCAAACCCGAUGCAGACGGACCGCGACCGAGACGGAGUCGGAGACGCAUGUGACAGCUGUCCUGAGGCCAGUGACCCCAUGCAGAACGAUGUGGACAACGAUCUGGUCGGAGACGCCUGUGACACCAACCAGGACACGGACGGGGACGGGCUGCAGGACUCUCGGGAUAACUGCCCGGACAUCGCAAACGCGGCGCAGCUGGACUCGGACAACGACGGCCUCGGAGACGACUGUGACCAUGACGACGACAACGACGGCGUUCUGGACGAUCAGGACAACUGCCGCCUCAUCCCCAACCCCCAGCAGAGGGAUCAGGACCUGGACGGCGUGGGUGAUGUCUGUGAGCUGGACUUUGACAACGACUCGGUCCUGGACUUCCUGGACGCGUGUCCUGAGAACGCUGAGGUCACUCUCACCGACUUCAGAGCGUUUCAAACUGUGGUCCUGGACCCAGAGGGGGACGCACAGAUAGACCCCAACUGGGUGGUCCUGAACCAGGGGAUGGAGAUCGUUCAGACCAUGAACAGUGACCCAGGACUCGCUGUCGGAUACACAGCGUUUAACGGCGUGGACUUUGAGGGCACGUUCCACGUCAACACGGUGACGGACGAUGACUACGCCGGCUUCAUCUUCGGAUACCAAGACUCCGCCUCCUUCUACGUUGUCAUGUGGAAACAGACGGAGCAGACGUACUGGCAAAGCGUGCCGUUCCGAGCUAACGCAGAGCCCGCGCUACAGCUAAAGGCGGUGAAGUCGGACACAGGACCAGGUGAGUACCUGAGGAACGCUCUGUGGCACACGGGCGACACAGCGGGUCAAGUGAAGCUGCUGUGGAGAGACCCACGGAACCAGGGCUGGAGAGACCGGACCUCCUACAGGUGGAACCUCAGCCACAGGCCACAAGUCGGAUACAUCAGGCUGCGUUUGUAUGAGGGGGCGGAGCUUGUAGCAGACAGUGGCGUGCUCCUGGACUCCUCGAUGAGAGGAGGUCGACUCGGUGUCUUCUGCUUCUCACAAGAAAACAUCAUCUGGUCCAAUCUGCGCUACCGCUGCAACGACACAGUUCCGGAGGAUUUCCAGACCCAUCGAAAACAAGUCCUGAUGCACAUUAAGAGCCUCCUGCCCCCACCUGCUGCACCUCCUCAAGAGGAGCCUCCUGCCCCCACCUGCUGCACCUCCUCAAGAAGAGCCUCCUGCCCCCACCUGCUGCACCUCCUCAAGAAGAGCCUCCUGCCCCCACCUGCUGCACUUCCUCAGGUAGAGCCUCCUCAGCAGUAG
Molecule: messenger RNA, 1860 nt
Organism: Knipowitschia caucasica
Lineage: Eukaryota; Metazoa; Chordata; Actinopteri; Gobiiformes; Gobiidae
Source: the annotation of a GenBank genome assembly